ACUUCCCGUCCUUCAGCCAGCCCUUCCACCACAGGCCCCUGCUCACUGUCGGCUGUAAUCUGAACAGAGCGGUAGGAUCCUUUGCUGUGAAACCAGAAAGAUCCUCAUAAAGUAUGGCCUUCCAAUUUUUAUCUGCACGGCUGCUGAUAGGAAUAUGACCACUGAAUAUGAAGCCAAAGGGGUUCUUCUGCAGCAUCUCGAAUGGAAACUGCCCAGAUGCUCCUGCCCGACUGAGGCAAAGGAGGCAUUUCACUCAGUGUCCCGAGGAGUACCAGCACUACUGUGUGAAGGGGCGAUGUCGUUACGUUGCAGCCCGAGAAACACCUGCGUGCAUCUGUGAGAGAGGUUUCACUGGUGCAAGAUGUGAGAGGUUGGAUCUGUUCUAUCUGAGGGGCGACCAAGGCCAAAUUGUGGUUGCUGCUUUGAUAGCGGUGUUGGUGGUGCUCAUCAUCCUGGUGGCGGGCCUGUGCGCUUGUGCUCAUUACUGUCGAAAGAGGCGUCGGCAAGAGGAAGAGGAGGAGGAGGACGAAAUGGGAGUGUUUGUUAAGGGACUACCUAUUAAGACAGUGGAUGUUCUGGAGACGGACGUUUCAUAAAGAAUGUCUUCUUCUUCUUUUUUUGCUAUCUAGCUGACUGAAGUUGAAAGAGAAGUGGCCAUCGCAAGCACACCGGUUUUGUGAAUGGACUCCUCGGACUCCGUGCCCUGGAGGCAGUUUCCCCCCCACCUUUUCUCCAGCGUCUGUUUCUCCACUUUGCACCAGUAAAAGAUGCUACAAGACUGUUCUCAGAUUGACUGAUUGGUUUUUACAACAUCUAUAUCCUGCCUUUCUGCCCUCAUAAGGGGUCCCAAAGUGGCUAACAAAUCAAAAUGUACAGAAUAAACUCACAUUGUAAAAUUAAUAAAACCAACACACUAUUAAAACAAUUAC
Gekko japonicus is the source of this 929-nucleotide messenger RNA. RefSeq names its product betacellulin (gene BTC). The transcript is spliced from 7 exons. The record is from RefSeq and is a predicted model, not a curated record. Gene Ontology annotation, biological process: positive regulation of cell population proliferation; positive regulation of mitotic nuclear division; epidermal growth factor receptor signaling pathway. NCBI's taxonomy places the organism in Eukaryota, Metazoa, Chordata, Lepidosauria, Squamata, Gekkonidae. The coding region runs from base 168 to 596 and encodes 142 amino acids.